Ziziphus jujuba (common jujube) is the source of this 1813-nucleotide messenger RNA. RefSeq lists its product as uncharacterized. NCBI's taxonomy places the organism in Eukaryota, Viridiplantae, Streptophyta, Magnoliopsida, Rosales, Rhamnaceae. The transcript has 11 exons. Gene Ontology annotation, biological process: ubiquinone biosynthetic process; xanthophyll biosynthetic process; carotene biosynthetic process. Gene Ontology annotation, molecular function: 2-octaprenyl-6-methoxyphenol hydroxylase activity; oxidoreductase activity, acting on paired donors, with incorporation or reduction of molecular oxygen, NAD(P)H as one donor, and incorporation of one atom of oxygen; FAD binding. The record is from RefSeq and is a predicted model, not a curated record. Bases 217 to 1641 code for a protein of 474 amino acids. Gene Ontology annotation, cellular component: mitochondrion.
GCACCAAAAAGAAUGUAAAAAAUGUCAAAAAGAGUUUAUUUUGCCUAAGACCCAACACAAACAGCCCAAUAGAAACCUAGAUUCUGUAAGCCCCUCUUUCUCUCACAAAAUUCACAGGCAGUGAAACCGAGUGCGAGCAAAGAAUGAACAGGUUGAUCAGAAGGAAAUUUGGUGAGGUUUACAGAUUGAAAGUUCCCCAGAGAAAUUUCUGUGCUAAUGGAGCUGCUACAAAUUCUGCCCAACCUGGCUAUUCACAGGACAGCAAAAUUGGCCAUUAUGACAUUGCUAUUGUUGGAGGAGGCAUGGUUGGCAUGGCUUUUGCCUGUUCCUUGGGUAGCAAGCAUGCCAUUGACAAAGGACUUGAAUGUUGCCAUUAUCGAUAGCAAUCCUGCAUUAUCUAGUGGAGUCUCCAUCAAGAAAGAAGAACCCCCUGAUCCAAGGGUCAGUACAGUAACUCCGGCUACUAUAUCAAUCUUCAAAGAGAUUGGUGCUUGGAAAUAUAUUGAACAGAAUCGACAUGCAUAUUUUGAUAAGAUGCAGGUUUGGGACUACACUGGCUUGGGAUAUACAAGAUAUAAUGCAAGAGAUGCAAAUAAGGAAGUUCUAGGGUGUGUGGUGGAAAAUAGGGUGCUGCUGAGUUCCCUUUUGUCAUGUCUACAGAGUGCAGAUUUUCGGAAGACUAUCUACCCAUCCAGAUUGUUGACUUUACAUCGGAACUCUUCAUCCACAAAGGUGGACAGUCAUUCCUCUGGGUUGCCAUUACAUGGGCAGGGGAAUUUGGUGAAGCUGGAUCUAAUUGAUGGCAGCAGCCUACAUGCAAAAUUAGUGGUUGGAGCUGAUGGUUCCAAGUCCCGUGUUAGGGAGUUAGCAGGAAUUAAAACAACUGGAUGGAAUUAUUCACAAAAUGCAAUCAUAUGUACAGUUGAACAUGCUGUAGAAAAUCAAUGUGCAUGGCAACGAUUUCUUCCCGCUGGACCAAUUGCUCUUCUGCCAGUUGGUGAUAAUUUUAGUAAUAUUGUUUGGACCAUGAACCCAAAAGAGGCAAAUGACCAUAAAAUGAUGAAUGGAGAUGAAUUUAUAAAGGAUGUAAAUCAUGCUUUGGAUUAUGGAUUUGGCCCCCAUCCUAAGUCAAGCAUGUUUGGAGAUGGAGGCAUAUUUUCUUGGCUUAAAGCAGAUGUGACGUCAGCUAGUGAGUUCUUUGAAAUUCCACCAAAAGUGAUCAGGUUGGUGUCGGAUAGGAUGAUGUUUCCAUUGUCUUUGAUGCAUGCCAAUAACUAUGCAUCAAAGAAUAUUGUUCUAAUAGGUGAUUCGGCACAUACUGUUCAUCCUUUGGCUGGUCAAGGUGUCAAUUUGGGUUUUGGAGAUGCAUUUGCUCUUUCAAGAGUCAUUGCUGAGGGUAUUGCAGUUGGAACUGACAUUGGGGAGGUGACAAUGUUGAAAAAAUUUGAAGUGGAGAGGAAAACGGCAAAUAUUGCAAUGAUGGCAAUCCUGGAUGGGUUCCAAAAAGCAUAUUCAGUUGAUUUUGGACCUCUAAAUAUAUUGCGUGCUGCAGCUUUUCAUGUGGCGCAGCAUGUUUCACCGCUGAAAAGAGGUAUAAUUUCAUAUGCAUCUGGAGAGCAAAGAUUGCCACUUUUCUCUUGAAAACAAUGUACAUAUUGCUGAUCGAGUAUAUUCGUUAAAAGAAAAAAAAGAAAAAAAGAAAAAAAAAAGAAAAAGAAAUGAAAUGCUUCUGCUUCAAUUUUGUAAACAGUAAUUUCGAUUGUCUUAAGAAAAAUAAAGAGUUGCUUGGAUGACUUGCCUUGUUCCAGUUCUA